Messenger RNA from Gongylonema pulchrum, 597 nucleotides. The record is from the annotation of a GenBank genome assembly. NCBI's taxonomy places the organism in Eukaryota, Metazoa, Nematoda, Chromadorea, Rhabditida, Gongylonematidae.
AUGGUCAUGUUGAUGUUUUGUAGGUUAUGCACAAUUCGCACCGUUGAUGGUACUGCAAUAACUUCAUUUCUUGUGCACGAAUGUGAAGGCUCGAAUCGUAUGGGUUCAAGACCAAGAAGAUUCCUGUUCACAGGUACCUCCGGUGGUUCAAUUCAGCAGCAUUAUGAGAAAAGAUUGGAAUUCAUAUUAUCAAGAGAUUUGAGGACUUCCUUCACUGGAGUCACUGAACAGUUGGGAGGAAUUCAGUUAUUCUUGCUUAUAUCGCAGAUGUGGGAUUUGACGACAGCACUGGACCAGUAUCAUGCAAAUUUAGUGUCACCAAGUCUCACGUUAAGCACUCAAGGAAAUGUAGCUGAGAAGCCGACUAGUGCUGCUACUGCUGGGGCCUCUUCUGCUGCUACGGCUUCUAAUGCUAAUGCUAUGCUGCUCGCACAUCGAUCCCACGCUGCAGUGCGACAGGGCCCAACAGCUGAUGAGCUACUGAAUUUGAUCGACGGUUGUGAGAUUUGCUGUGCAAGCCUGAAUACAACUCCGUCGAGCACCCCACAUGCAUCUUCCAUACAUUUACCUGGACUUGAUUAUCAGCGGCCAUACUGA